Caenorhabditis elegans is the source of this 1109-nucleotide messenger RNA. RefSeq names its product Zinc transporter ZIP3 (gene zipt-2.3). Bases 37 to 996 code for a protein of 319 amino acids. Gene Ontology annotation, biological process: transmembrane transport; metal ion transport; zinc ion transport. Lineage: Eukaryota; Metazoa; Nematoda; Chromadorea; Rhabditida; Rhabditidae. The transcript has 5 exons. The record is from RefSeq and is marked reviewed. Gene Ontology annotation, molecular function: metal ion transmembrane transporter activity. Gene Ontology annotation, cellular component: membrane.
UCAACUCAUUCAACAGAUUUUUAGGUCGAACAAAAUAUGUCUUUGGAGUUGCUCAAAUGGAUUAUGCUCGGAGUUAUGGCCUUGAUGACUAUAAUUUUUGGCCUAUUACCGAUAAAGGUAAUUUCCUACCUGAACACGACGAAAAGUGCAAUUCACCAACACUCUUCCCUUAUUCUCUCACUAUUUUCCUGUUUUGCCGGAGGAGUUUUCCUGUCUGUAUGCUUUUUGGAUAUGCUACCGGAUUGCUUAGAAGCCUGGGAAUCCGUACAAACCGACACAAACUACACCAGUGACUACCCAUUCGUCCAACUAAUCGCCCUACUCGGCUUCUUCUUCGUCUACCUCACCGAAGAGUUAUCCAGUGUGAUCUGUAAUGUAGGCCAUGGGCAUUCACAUUCAAAUGAUCCAAUUAUGGAGUCCAAUGUGACAUUUCCACGUGCGAGACUAGCUACUGUAGGCAGUAUUUUCAAUGUGGAGGGGAAUUUAGUGGAGCCGUGCAAGAGAAGUCUAGAGAACUACGACGACGACGGUGAGGGUCCGGUACGCCAAUCAAUCAUCUUCACCUCGGCCUUCAUCCUUCACGUCUUCUUCGAAUGCUUUGCGUUUGGAAUUCAAGAGGAUGCAGUUUCAGUCACGUCGAUCUUCCUGGGAAUCGCCAUGCAUAAGGCGAUCGUCAUGUUUUCUCUUGGGAUGAAGCUCACGAGAACUCAUCCGCGACGCAGUUGGAUUGUCGUAAUUCUUAUUUUGGUUUUAGCACUGUUUAACGUGAUCGGCGGAACAGCUGGAAUUCUGAUCUCCAGCUCGAAUAUGAAUCAGACGCCGAAGGAUAUCACGACGGCGGUUUUGAUGAGCUUCUCCCUCGGCACUUUUCUCUAUAUCUCCUUUUUUGAGAUCCUUGCCCCAGAACGUGCCAACAACCACUCCAACAUCCUUCAGUGGAUCGCCAGUUUUGGAGGAUUCGCCCUUCUCGCUGUCAACAUGAUUUGGGCUACCUAAUCUUUUUUUUUUUUGUUUCACAAUUUCUUAACACCUUGCAUAUUAUACGUCAUAUCUGACAUACCGGUAGAUUUGAAAACAACAUUUAAAGAAAAAAUAAACUUAUUAUUUUU